UAGAAGGGUAGUUUAGUCAUUUUGGAUGUCCAGGGUUUACAACUUGGCUUCAGUUCUAGCCAGGAGGCCCAGGACCAGUGAAACCAGACCGAAAACCCCAAAUCGGAUCAAACCUGAUAUUAAAUAGAUUAGACAAAAUCAAACAAACCGAAUUCAAAACGGAUCAAAACCAAAAUCAAUCAAACCCAAAAAUUUCAUUUCAGUUUCAUGGACGAUUGGUUGGCUGGGUUCAUAAAGAACGCAUGUCAAUUUCACCAUUUUAAUUCUCUCUCUCUCUCUCUCUCUCUCUCUCUCUCUCUACAAUUCUACUCUCCUUUUAAUUUUUUAACUGUCUCCUAUCUCCUCCAACCAAAGGCUUCUCUCUCUCAGGGAGUUUGUGAGCAAUGAAAGGAAAGACGAAUAAGAAGAUCAAAGGAUUCAUGUGCCAGUCACCAGCAGCAACAGCCGUGUGCAUGACCGGCGACAAACGGUCAGUCAUCGUCCCAAGGAGGCCAGACCGGUCGUCGUCCAUAAAUCGCGCUCACACAAUGCUGAUCGACUCCAACUACAAUCACCUCCUUGAGUCUCAGAGGUUCUCCCCCUUUGCUGAUAAGCAUCCCAUGAUGAGUAGACAGGUACCGCCAUUGCCAUUAUCGUCCUUCCUCAAAGAUCGAGAUCGGAAACAGAAGCCUUCUUCGCUCACUUCAUCCGCUUCCAACCCCAUCUUUCAGGUAGUAGUUAUGAGAGUAUCUCUUCAUUGCCAAGGUUGUGCUGGCAAGGUAAAGAAACAUUUAUCUAAGAUGGAAGGAGUGACAUCGUUCAGUAUAGAUCUGGAGUCGAAAAGGGUAACUGUGAUGGGACACGUAUCACCUGUGGGAGUUCUGGAGAGCAUAUCAAAGGUGAAGAAAGCUGAGUUCUGGGGUAUCAAGGAAGAAUCUUAGGCCAACAUUGGAGAUGGGGGUUGUUGGGUCAAGUGGUUUUAAUUAAAGGAAUUGGGACUUUUGAUGGGUAUGGGGAAGAGAUAGAUCUGCAAUUAAAUGUCUCUGUAAGUUAGAAACUGUUGAAAGCAAUGGGGACUGAUUGGGAUGGCUAUGUGUAGUUGAUGACACGAGCUCUUCUUCUCAUUUGAUGCU
Macadamia integrifolia is the source of this 1112-nucleotide messenger RNA. Its product is annotated as protein SODIUM POTASSIUM ROOT DEFECTIVE 1-like. Gene Ontology annotation, molecular function: metal ion binding. NCBI's taxonomy places the organism in Eukaryota, Viridiplantae, Streptophyta, Magnoliopsida, Proteales, Proteaceae. The record is from RefSeq and is a predicted model, not a curated record. The transcript has 3 exons. Bases 384 to 920 code for a protein of 178 amino acids.